AUGAAAUUAAUUCUCCUACAAAUCUUGUCUCUUUGCACUGCUGCACUUGCUGCUCUCGCCCAGACCAACCCUACACAGCAAGAAUUGCUCGUCAGCGAGGACAUUAUGGCCCAACAAGACAAUAGAGUCCCUGGCCACAACGAUGCCAUCUACGACACCGUGCCUAAGGAUGACCAGAUAUUCAAGAUCUUGUUCCUAGAGAUUGCCCCGACGCCCAUUAUCGCCGACCGUGUCUUCUUCGUCUACCUACGCGGUUAUCUACCUGAAUCUAAAAAGAAGGAGCUGGCACUUCCCGACGAGGGCCUCAUCAAUGCGACCCUCAAAGUGAGCGCCUCUGCUUCUACCCGGAUGGUAGUCACGACAACGAAGACUCCACUACAGGGCCAUUGA
Molecule: messenger RNA, 390 nt
Organism: Aspergillus pseudoviridinutans
Lineage: Eukaryota; Fungi; Ascomycota; Eurotiomycetes; Eurotiales; Aspergillaceae
Exons: 2
Coding region: 1-390 (129 amino acids)
Source: RefSeq, a predicted model, not a curated record